Cherax quadricarinatus is the source of this 1619-nucleotide messenger RNA. The record is from RefSeq and is a predicted model, not a curated record. NCBI's taxonomy places the organism in Eukaryota, Metazoa, Arthropoda, Malacostraca, Decapoda, Parastacidae.
AUGGCUGCCUCCAUGCAGUGGUUAAGACCACGAUCCCUGCAGAAAGUCGACACCUCUGGUCCACAGAAUCAGACUUACAACGUAGACAAGCAGGUGCCGGACAGUGCUGCCACAGCCACCGCCUUCCUAUGCGGGGUGAAGGGUAACUUCUACACGCUGGGGGUAGACCAAAGCGUAACCAAAGGCAACUGUUCCGCCAGUAAGAAUCCUGCCUUUCGGGUGACCUCGAUCCUCCACUGGGCGCAGGAGGCGGGCAAGGAUACAGGUAUUGUGACAAACACCAGAAUUACUCACGCCACGCCCGCGGCCGCAUACGCCCACACAGCCCAUCGUGACUGGGAGUGUGAUAGCGCUCUAGGAGAAGAGGGAGCCGGUUGUAAAGACAUCGCAGACCAGCUGGUGACAGACCUUCCUGGCAAGAACAUCAAAGUAAUCCUGGGUGGCGGACGCCAGGCGCUGGGCGCAAGCCGCGGCGCGUCCCUCAACUCCACCUGCUUUCGGAAGGACGGUCGCAACCUGACGAGGGAGUGGCUCAACGACAAGCUCUCCAGAGGUCACUCAGCUCGCUACGUCACAACUCUUGGCGAGAUGGAGAAAGUUCGCGCUCAUGAUACCGACUAUCUCCUCGGACUGUUCGAUGACUCCCACAUGCCCUACGAAGUGGACCGGUUGGUUGGGUCUUCAGGGUCCCCCUCCCUCAGGGAUAUGACCAUCAAGGCCCUCAGGUUCCUGAAGAAGAGUGAGAAGGGCUUCUUCCUCCUGGUUGAAGGAGGGAGGAUUGACCACGCCCUCCACGACAACAUUCCACAUCGAGCCAUGGAGGAGAUAGUUGCUAUGGAUGCUGCUGUGGCUGCCGCUCUCAGGGAGGUGGACCUGGAGGAGACGCUGCUGGUGGUGAGUGCUGAUCACUCUCACGUCAUGACUAUCAACGGAUAUCCAGACCGUGGUAACGACAUUCUUGGUAUAACUGGAGAGUUAUCUAAGGUGGAUGGUCUGCCAUAUACUACCCUCAUGUUCACUAAUGGACCUGGAUACAACUACACCGUCGACAGGUAUCAGGUCCGGCGUCAUGAUCCCAGGCUGGUCAACACUAAACACAUAGACUACCGCUCCCAGGCAGCAGUACCAACACCAGCCAUGGAGGAGACACAUGGUGGUGAGGACGUCGCUCUAUGGGCAAUAGGACCCAUGGCACACCUCUUCCACCGGACCCACGAGCAGAACUACGUAGCCCACGCCAUGGCUUACUCUGCGUGCAUUGGUCCAAGCCAAAACAGGUGUGGGAGGCCAAGCCACGCCACCUUCACGAAGCGACCCUCACCCACACGCAAGUUACCUGUUCACUCUCCUCGUACUGCUGCUCUCUCUACUGCUGCUGGUUCUGGGACCGCAGUGCAACUACCCGGAGCACUGCCCAAAUUUCCCACUCUGUCUCCGGUCCUGCAACAGCUGCUUAACGACAAUGAACAGAAGAUAGUCACGUCUCUUGGCCUAGAGUCAGUGAAGAGUUUCUCUGCGACUGAAGACGUGCGGCAGCUCCUGGGCCGUAAUGUGCUGCUGCCUCACGGCGGGUAGCAGGUAGCAACCAACCACGCUAAAGGUAAGACAAACACACAUUA